Molecule: messenger RNA, 4012 nt
Organism: Polyodon spathula (Mississippi paddlefish)
Lineage: Eukaryota; Metazoa; Chordata; Actinopteri; Acipenseriformes; Polyodontidae
Gene: spata2l
Product: spermatogenesis associated 2-like
Exons: 3
Coding region: 593-2257 (554 amino acids)
Cellular component (GO): cytoplasm
Source: RefSeq, a predicted model, not a curated record
CUAUUGACUCAAUGGUACAAUAACAGGAUAAUGGACAUUUAACCCUCAAUAAUAUACAAUCAGGUCUGGUUUAUGAUAUGACUGUGCAGAAGAAUAGCUGAACUGGGAAAUUUGAUUAUGCAGGAUGCUUUUUUAUAUAUAUACGACACUACCUUGUUUUCCUUUUGUGAUACAUACUUGUGUUGAAUCUAUAAAUAUCAAGCACUCAUUUACGGUACUGCAGAAAAUUCAGGCAAUAAUCCAAAAGAUUACACAACCCCUAGAACGCAGCGUGACGUAACGCGACGUGACGUGUACACGUCACUGCAGGAAGUGUAACAUUUUCACCAAAGUUUUGAGAGAUUUGAACAAGUAUUUUUUUGUAAAGAAAUUACGCAGUUAAACGUAUAGCAGAAAUUAAUAAAUAAAAUAGGCUUAGAACCUAUUAGUUUUUUUAUUAGUCAAAACAAGUCCAUACCCCAAGCAGUCUGAUUAACUAAAUUACCCGUUAAAAUCGUGCAAAAGGUUCAUUUCUCGACUGUAUCUGUGUGAGUUAAGAAGUUUAAAUUUGAAGACAUUUUCGCAGACGGACAAAUAAAGGACAACCGCAAGAAUGAGCAGAAAGGACAUCUGCAAGGAGUACAGGAAAGUCUUGGAGACAUGUCUGGAAAAAGGACAUGCAGACAUUAUCUGCAGAGACGCCGCUCUGGUAGCUAUUACCAGAAAGUUGCUGAUAGAGGCAGGGAAGGAGCUGCACGGAUACCUGGAGAACAUGUUUGAGAUCAUCACAGAUUCCCUUCAGCAAGAGCCGUGUCUGGAGACGGGGCUGGAAAAGCUCAGGAAAGCGUUUGAAAUCCUGGAGCUGGCAUCGCUCAAUCUUUACUUGAGCCCUUGGCGACAAGAAUUCAAGAUCAUUAAGACUUACUCAGGUGUCUACAUUCACUACCUGAAACCAGUCCUGUCUGAUCACAAUAUUGUGGAACUCUUUCAGAAGAUGGGCUAUAGAAAAAGAGACAAGAAUCAACUGGAAAUAGCCAUCUUACCAUCUUCUGAAGACCAGCUCAAACUGGCAUGCGGUUUCUUCACAGCCCGGUCCGAGUGUGACCUCCUGUUAGAAGUGUUGAAAGGACUGAAGGGCUUUAAUGCUUCUAUUCAACUUCUGAUACCAGAGAGACUCACUAUGAAAAGCCUUGAUGAAGGUGUGGAAAACCUCAAGAAAAAGAUCUUAGCCUUGAAGAAACAAGAGCAAAGAGACCCAUGGACAAAAGAAGCUGCAGAAUCAUCAGAGCCUGCACUUGAUCUUUAUACUGAUCCAAAGCAGAAUAGAGAUGAACACCAUCAGUCAGGGAGCACUGGUAUAUUUACCAGUAACGUAUCCUUUAGUAUAACUCCACUACAAAAUGGCCGUGGUGGAUUUAGUGCUACUUCAAGAUCUGGCAUUCAAUCACUUGAACAGCAACAUACUCUAGGUAGCUCUUGUCCUCCUGGAGUUCCUAAGUCCAAUCAGCAAGCCAACCUGAACUCUGCUGCACACACUCUAGGAAAGCAGCACAGCAGCCACACUGAACAGUCAAAGUCUGGAGCUGGUGUGAAUUCAGCUGAGAUGACAACAGGAAACACUAAUGUUGGGAUACCUAGUAACUCACCAGGGGCAGACCGAAGUGAUGCAGAAAGAACGACCAUUGGCAAGGAGAGAGACUGUCUGGAAGGGUUUGAGAACUGCACAUGUGUAAUCAACUAUUCUGUUUAUAAAUGUAAAUCAUGCAAAAUGCUUCAUAGCUGUGAUUGCAAGGUUGUGGAUAAUUGCAGCGUUCUUGGUCAUGAGGUUAUAAUGUUCAGCUGUGAAACCAGACACAGGGUGCAUGACAGGUUAAAUGCCUCUACAGAGGUGUGUCAAAGACUAGGUCACAACACCCAGUCUAUUCACGAUAAGGAGGGUAGGAAGAUCAUGCUCAAAAAUGUGGAGGAGGUGAAGCAGCAUGUUAAGCUAUAUAGCUGGCAAAAGCACAGUUGCAUUUCUGCCAGUACGUCGCAUUACUGUGCAUGCGUGACUUGUUUUGAGUUACAUUCGGCUUCAUGUCAAGAGGUCCGAAAUUGCAAGUUGUGUGAAGUAAUAACUUUAAAGAAGUGUGCAUGUAGUACAGAAUUACAUUCCGAAGGUGAUGUUGUAUGUGACAUAUAUGAUGUUUGCUUAUACUGCCAUCGUGCAAUCUGCAAAUUUAGUUUUUACAAAAACCCACUUAACUGUAUUUGUGGUCUACCGUAUAGAAACAACUGAAAUUAUUUCCAGCUCAAAAGGCCUGAAUUCUGACCACAAAUAGGACAAUAAUCUUAAUUUUGAGCAGGUCUUCAGAUUUCCUUUGUUUAAUAUACAGCAGCUACUUCAUGUUCAUUAAUUAAGCAGUAGCUUUAGCUAUGCAAUUAGGGGGGUGUUAUCUAUACAGAAGAACCUUUUCUUUUCAGUUUUUAUUUUAGAUCUGAUUUCCUGGAGAGAAAAAAAAAAACAAAUCUGUGUUUAUUAACAAAAUAAAUAAAUCAAUAAAACAGGUUGAAAUCUGCCAAUAAUAAUUUUCCAGGUAAACACUGGGCUAAUCUGGGAAGAUCGGAAAAGCAGCUCAUCUACUUCUAUUGUUCGUGAAGGCUAACAAUCCAAAGCUGAAAUUUAACCUGUAUAUUGUUUUUAUUAACAUACUAUAAAUAUUUACUGAGUGUAACAUUAGGGAUUUUUCUUGAUGUAAAUCAGUAUUUUAUUUUCUUGAGGGGGAUAGCUUUUGUAAAACCCAUUUAUUUCUUGGUAAAAAUGAGGGUGUGUGCUAUAGUAAACAUCAACCACUUUUUACCUGGAACGUGUGACUUUUUUAUUUGAGAAAUAUAGCAUGAUGGUAAACAUGGUUUAUACAGCUAUCGCAACAUGUUGUUAUCGAUUUAAUUGACUGCAUUAUACUGUUUCUUGCUGUUUGGACACUGGAGUUAUGCAGUAAAACGUCUUGUAAAGCUGUGUUAAAUCAGAGUACAAUUUACAACAUGUUUAAGUAGCAGUACAACAGGCUACAGCUUCACUUAUGAAAUAAAUUAAAAAACCUACUGUACAGUUUAGAUUAACAAUAACACCUCUUCAUUAUUUGCUUUUGACAGUCUUAAUCGUUCCUGAUGUCAAUUGUUCAAUUUUUCUGAUUUGCUCUACCCAGACAUGAUGCCUGUUAUAGUUCAGUACCGUUUGGUUUAAAAGGUGGAUCUUGGCAAAGAAUGUAUGGGAGCAGGGAAUAUUGUUAUUGCAUGUAAUUUCUGAAACUGGAAGUUAAGAAUUAGGUUGAAAUCUGAACACGAGAGAAAGUCAACUUUUGUUUAAAGAGGGUGGUAUUAAUACUAAACUUUUUAUUGUAUAGUUGGACAGAAUUUUUCUAAGGCUGUAUGCGCUACUGUUUGUAUAACUCCCAAGCGCUUGUUUUACCCUAAUAUAUUGAUUAGGUGAAAACGAACUUCAUAAUUUGUAUUAAAGUAAUUCUCAUGCGGUAGCAAGACAUUUUAGAUGGAUGUAUAAUACAGAACGAUAGCAAUUCAAGUCAUUCACUCCAAUGCAUUACUUUUCUUACUGACUACAAACAGUACAAUCUAACAUAAUGCUGUACCAGUUUAAAAUGGCAUUUUCCUUAAUCAAACAUGCUUUGUAACCGUUAUGUGUAUUAAGCAGAUGAUACAGCUGUAGAAUACAGUAAAUAGCAUAUUGUAUGUACAAUACAUACUGUUAGAGUACUUUCCCUUUUAAUAGUACAGUAUUUCACUCUAAGGGUCUUCUGCAUAAAGGUAGCUUCUUUGCAAAUAAAAUAUAAGAAUUUACUGCACAGUCAUUUUGUCUAAAAAUUGCUUUUAUUGACAAGACCCAAAGUAAAUAUUCAAAAAUAUACUUCUAGCAAUAUUCAAUACAGUACAUGCAUACUGUAUUUGCUACUUUGUAAUUUUUGUUUCAGUUACAUUUAUGACACUGUGUAAGUAAUACUAUAGCAAGCUCAAUAAAGUUGAUUCUUGGAAUGUA